Molecule: messenger RNA, 2000 nt
Organism: Mugil cephalus (flathead mullet)
Lineage: Eukaryota; Metazoa; Chordata; Actinopteri; Mugiliformes; Mugilidae
Product: tumor necrosis factor receptor superfamily member 14-like
Exons: 10
Coding region: 249-1202 (317 amino acids)
Biological process (GO): positive regulation of cytokine production involved in immune response; positive regulation of peptidyl-tyrosine phosphorylation; immune response
Cellular component (GO): external side of plasma membrane; membrane
Molecular function (GO): transmembrane signaling receptor activity; protein binding
Source: RefSeq, a predicted model, not a curated record
CAGAUCCUCCAGAAGGAAGGGGAAUUGAACUCUCAGGACAGUUUUAGGUAGGGUGACUUUGUUACUUUUCUUCAAAUUAUAGUAACACACAUAAAGUCAAGACAGUAAUUGUGGUACCACAUGAAGGAAACGGAUUUUUAAAUCUGAAGAUUAUUUUGUUGCACUUUGACCUGUCGUUGUCGAUGCUGUUCUCAUUUUCAAAAUCACCUCAUCCCAAAUCUCAUUGAUGUGUCUUUGGCUCCAGAAAAAUGUUCCUGCUACAUGACAAGACUUCAAGAAGAACAUGUUUGAGAACUUCAGCUUUUCUGAUAAUUGUGGCGAAAGUCUUGUGCUGUCAAACCCUCACAUGUCGUCCUGAAGAGUAUCAGAUAGACAAUAAAUGCUGCCCAAUGUGUCCACCUGGAAACAGAGUUAAAACAGAUUGUACAGAGUCCAGACUUACAUCAUGUCUGCCCUGCAUGAGUGGAACUUAUAUGGAUAAAUUUACUAAACGUACACUGUGUUUCCCAUGCACCAACUGUGAUGCAGGUUCUGGUCUGAAGGUAAAGACGUCAUGUACAACAACAUCAGAUACAGUUUGUGAACCACUUGAAGGAUUCUUCUGUACUGACUUAAUAAAGGACCAAUGUGAAGCAGCACAGAAACACAAGGACUGUGAUCCAGGACAAUACAUCAAGGAAAAAGGUACAUCCUCCUCAGACACUGUGUGCUCUGACUGCAGUGAUGGAACAUUUUCAGAUGGAACAUUAACAUCUUGUCUCCAACACACACAAUGUGAAUCAAUGAACCUUCAGCUGAAAACAGCAGGAACUAAGUCAGCUGAUUCUGUUUGUGGGGGAAAAACUUCAAAUGUUGGAGUUAAUGUGGGCAAACAAACUUCAAGUGGUGUAAAAAUGCAAAACAUAAAAGUUUCAAAUUUUAAAAUUACUACGGGCACAAAAAAUGCACAUGUUGGAACUAUUGCGGGGAAAAUAACUUCAAAUGCUGAAGUUAAUGUGGACAAAAAUACUUCAUAUAUUGGAGGUAUUUUCGGGGAAAUAAUUUCAGAUAAUGUAGAAAUGGAUGACAUAGAAAUGUCAGAUGUUGAACUUGCUGUGGGCACAGACAAAAACAAUCAUGCAGACAACUCCAGAAAGACACCUCUACGUACACAACAAUCAGUGGAAAAAUUGAUGUCAUUGUCAGAGCAGGAGGAGGGCUAACCUGUGUAACCAGUCUAAACUCUCAGAUGAAAUCUGUUUUCUGUGGACUACAUUUGCUCCAGAAUCCAGUUAUUAUUCAUUUGGAUGCUGUCUUCACAGAGAACAGAAAAGACAAAUCAAUAAGAACAAUUUCUGGCUCAGAACAGCCUGCUGACAGUGACAUAUACUGUAGACGUUUUGGAAGUUUUGCAUGUGUUAUGUAUGAAUGGUGACUGAUGCCAUAUUAAUAGAUGAACUGUACUGAUGCCUUUGCACACCACAUAUGCUUGUUUUAAUUGCUGCUCUCUUGACAGACUUAAUAGACAGUGUGUGGCUGUCCUGGUUCUACCCGUAUCCCUUAGCAAAGUUAAGCUUUAACAUGAGUUUUAUCACUAAAUUAUUAAUAGUUUUAAAAAUAAUAAUAAUAAUACAUGAAAUAUAUAUUUGCACAUAUUUAAAACUAUAAAAUGUAAAUGUAAACAUCUAAUCUUGUGCAAGUGUUAACAUCUUCUGUCUGUCCAGAGAGCUCAGAGUACAUGGGCUGAAAAGUGUACAGAUGUUAUAGCUAGCAACGUUUUUAAUCACAUUAAUGAAUAUAAAGUAAAACUCUAGAAGUCAAGCAAAGUGAAUUAAAGCACUGUCUCUAAAACUCCAACUCCAAUCACAUCACUGUAUCCUCCAGUACUGGGCUUUUAACUGGUCUCAAGGUUAGAACAAAAACCCACGGUGAGCUCUCAUUUUAUUAAGGCCCAGGCCUGUUUGUGUUGCAUUUCUUUAUGUAUGAAAAGUGCUAUAUAAAUAAAGUUUGAUUUGAUUUGA